GGACAAGGAUGCAGACGGUUGUUAUCAAUCGUCUACAAGUGGCAUCUGACCUGAAACAGUGCUAUCAGUGGUUAUUUCCGAUUGCAGAGGCAUGCCAGAGUGGCUGCUUCAUCAGCUGCACGGCGCGGUUGGGGCAUGUCAGCUUCAGUGAGAACGAGCAUGAAACGAUUGUAGUGGUUUUUCGCGAUAUUGUAGCGCUACACAACUCGUUCCAGCUGCAAGAUUGGGGAGACGGACCGUAUGACCUUGGUGUAUGGCGAUGCUUUUCAAGGUCGUGAAUUGAUGCUGUUCUCGGGUAUCUCGGACCCCGUACCAAAGAUUGGGAAAAGGGACAAAGAAUUAUGGAGAUUGGAAAUGCGUGCUUCGGGUCCAUUGAUGGUCCGUGACGACAAUGUCGAUCAACGAGGGAGGGCGAAAUCAUUCCAGAACGGUUGUCCUACCCUAAGCCUGUGCUGUGAAAUCGAUCAUGCACGGAAACUAACAUGUUGGCGGUUUGCGUGCCGUGGGAGAAUUGGCAUAGAAACUGAUCGAAAUGCGAGAAAAUUGGAUGUCGCGUGUCAUGAAUCAACGUCUUUAGCAAAAUCAGGGAUCACUAUGACGUCAAGUCAAUUCAACGCUAAACUUGUCAUAGUCUCCAGAUGGUCAAACAACGUGCCAUUGCAACAGCAACCUUCAGCUUGACGCCUGAAAGCACCUCAACGUCUACAAAUCUACAAAAUGAGUGAUCUAAAGAAACCAGAAGUAAAGCCUGUACCAAAAGACCAUCGAUGGAUCCUCUUCGUCUCAGGCCCGACAGCAUCCGGCAAGACAUCAGUCGCCAAAUUCAUAGCAGAGAAGCUCAAUCUCAAAUUCGUCGAAGGCGAUGAUUUCCACCCAAGAACCAACAUCGAGAAAAUGAGCCACGGCCAACCGCUCACUGACCAAGACCGCUACGGCUGGCUGCAAGCUCUCCACGAACACGCCACGCACCAUCCCAUUGGUCCAGGAACAGAACACCUCGUCGUUACCUGCUCAGCACUCAAGCGCCAAUACCGCGACAUGCUACGUGAAGGAUCUGACAAGGCCGGUGAUCUGCGUGUGCAUUUCUUGCAUCUUGAUGCGCCGGAGGAAGUGCUCACGAAGCGUGCUGCGGAGAGGAAGGGGCAUUUUGCGGGACCUGCGCUUGUGCAUAGUCAGUUUGAGGUUCUGGAGAGGCCGACGGAGGAUGAGAAGGAUGUUUUGAUUGUUAGCGUUGAUCAGUCGGUUGAGGACGUUCAGAGGGAGGCGUUGGAGAGGGUGAAGGAGCUGUUGGAUGAUGACCCCGAGUAGUCGGAUCACGGCGGCAAUAGUCUGAGAGGAGUUGAAUACAUGCUGCAUUGCAACUUACAGCAGGAAAUCUCAAUAACAGGACUGGAGAGCACUUCUAGUUUCUGGGGCGUUGGGCUUUGCAUUUGCAAACGCUUCCAAGGGCCUAACUAUACAAGACCAUAAUACUGCUGCACAAGACAAUAUAAACCGCUACACCUAACAUUCUACAAAUUACAAUUAAUGAAAGAGGUGAUAAUAGGGUUUCGAACUAUCUGCUAAAUGGAUGCAUAUUGGCAAG
Messenger RNA from Fusarium verticillioides 7600, 1585 nucleotides. RefSeq names its product shikimate kinase. Bases 718 to 1308 code for a protein of 196 amino acids. The transcript is spliced from 2 exons. NCBI's taxonomy places the organism in Eukaryota, Fungi, Ascomycota, Sordariomycetes, Hypocreales, Nectriaceae. Gene Ontology annotation, molecular function: gluconokinase activity. The record is from RefSeq and is a predicted model, not a curated record. Gene Ontology annotation, cellular component: cytoplasm.